AUAAGCGUAGAAGUAUAAAGGGUGAAUGUUUUUCGAUAAAUAGAGUCUCUAAAUUCACUUUCACUUUUAAAUUUAGUCCGCGAGGCUCACAACAAUAGAGCCAGCCGGAGCUAUUCAUGCUCAAAAGUUCCUGUUUGACGCGUGGAGGCUGAGCUUUGAUGCUAGAACAGCAGGGAAAGGACGCGCUUCAUAAUGAGCGCCAUUAUCUGCCCUCCGUUUUCAUAAUUUACUGUUUUCAUUUGUCCGCACACACACACACACACACACACACACACACACUCACACACUCACACACACACACUCCCUCACACACACAGGCAAACGGACCCUCCUUCAUGUUUUGUCAGGAAUGUUCAUGUGUGUGUUGUAUUGAUAACGCGGGUGUGUGACUUGCGAGUGGACCGAUAUGGAGUAAACCAGCGCCGGGAAUGGAAACACGGUGAGGAGAGGAGAUUGUCAUGGCGGACCCAGAGGUGUCAACACAGAGCGGGGGCUAUGAUGUGGAGCUGUUUGUGGACACUCCAGACUACGAUCUGAUCUGCACCAUAUGCCAGGGGGUCCUCAGGUGUCCAGUAAGAGCCGCAUGCCACCACAUCUUCUGUAAGAAAUGCAUCUUACAGUGGCUGAAGAGGCAGGAGACCUGUCCUUGCUGCAGGAAGCCUGUUAACCCGAGCUUGAUCUUUGUCAUGUUCAAGCUGAGCAAAUCUAUUGGACGCAUGAAGAUCAAGUGCAAGAAUGAGAUCCGUGGUUGUGCAGAGACCUUCUCCCUCUCGGAGCAGUACUGCCACAGCAUGAGCUGCCUCUACGAGCUCAUCCCCUGUCCAUACCAGGGCUGCCGGGCGCAGCUCCUCCGCAGGGACCUGGACACCCACGCACGCCACUGCGAACACUGGCGUCAGCCCUGCCACAUGGGCUGCGGGACGAUCCUCUCCCACCGCACCCAGGCUCAACACAACUGCUACAAGCAGCUGAGGCAGGAGUAUGAAGUCAGACAGAGGAACCACAGGGCCAUCGCCACCGCCCUGCAGAGGAAGAUGAGGAGGAUGCAGAGCACCAUGGCCCACAUGAAGAGGCAGAUAGGGCUGAUCUGCGAGAGCCUGGAGGUGAUGGACGACCUGCACGAGGUAGAGGAGGAGGACCUCGGAGAGAGCAGUGGCAGCUCUGGUGGGACUCCAAGUAGCAACAACAGCAACUGCUGAGGGACGAGUUAGUUAGUACUGCUGCUGGUUGGCUACUGCUGUGUAUAAUAUCUGCAUGUGUUCAUCACUUUGAAGGUGUGUGUUUUUAGAAUAUGGUACAUGAUUAAAAAGAGUGAAUUUGUAACAAUUUUUGUGCUGUAUUUUCAUCUAUUUUGUAAAUAAAUUA
Messenger RNA from Epinephelus lanceolatus (giant grouper), 1365 nucleotides. RefSeq names its product ring finger protein 151 (gene rnf151). Lineage: Eukaryota; Metazoa; Chordata; Actinopteri; Perciformes; Serranidae. The record is from RefSeq and is a predicted model, not a curated record. Gene Ontology annotation, molecular function: zinc ion binding.